AUGGAACAAUCUGGACUUCAAUCCUUCAUGCCUGACGAGAGGAAUCCUCUCCAAUGUCCGAAAUGCCUCAAGAAAUUCAAGCGGCGAGACUUGGUAAUGCGCCAUCGACGGCGCUGUCUGCAAAAGAACCCCACCACCCGCCAGAAGGCGUGCAAUGCAUGCGUCCAGGCAAAGGCAAGGUGCAGUUAUUCCCAACCGAUCUGUGCGCGAUGUGCGAAACGGGGAAUGUCCUGCGAAUACGCGGCCAGGGUGUCCAAAGUUACGGACUCUGCCAACGACUCUGAUCGGACUGCAGCCAGGACUACGGAGCCCGGUGGUCAAUUGGACCUCUGGGGAUCGGACAGCCUUCCCUGGUCCUUGGACUUGGCUGAUAUCCCACUGGACGUGAUCAGCGACAACCAUAACCCAGCUCUCCCAAACGCCGAUUCUAACCUCGUACCCCCAUCACAGCACGAUAAGCAAUAUUAUGACGUGCUGGGCAUACCUGAUAUUGUAGUGGUCCCGAAUCCAACGUUUGAGGUGGACCCUGACCUUUCCAGAUCAGACCCGUCCCAGUGUCUGCGACUGCUAAUGCAGUAUCCAAUGCUAUUAAUGAAGGAUGAUUUCCACUGCCCUUUCGCGCAUCGCAGUCUCUUCAGCGAAGAUGUGCCCGACAUGACCGUUUUGGCUCACACGCCGGUUGCAAUCUGCUGCGCGAGUGGAUUGCUUUCAAAGCAGAGUGCGCCUUUUGUGAAGCGUACUAUGAACGCCCAACGGCAUAGUAUAAUUGAAGCAUAUCCCGACUAUACCUGCAUGGAACAAUGGGACGCCCUGCAUGCGAUGCUCCUGUAUGAGAUCCUCGAUCUUUCACCUGUCGAGGAGGGAAUACGCUGGAAGCAGCGCCCUCGUGGUCUGGUAAAGACCUCGUUCCUAGCUCGAAUGGCCAGGGAGUACUCGGAAAAGUAUGUAGAAACGUAUGAUGCGUCUCUGUUGCCAUCCCCUGGCACCUGGACUAAAUGGGUGGUCGCUGAAAGCGCCCGGCGCACUGUCUUCCUGGCGAAUAUCGUCAACUUCUUGAGCAAACGGGACAGUCAAUCGAAGAAGCUAUCAGUAAACUACCAGCCACUCGGUGAUGAGCUGAUCCUGAACAUGCCUCUACCCUGCUCACAGACUCUCUGGGCUGCCCGCACAGAAGAAGAGUGGGAGCAAGCAAUUGCCACUGCGCCGAAACAUAACGAUCCAUUUUCAAUCUUCAUGGACAAUGAGGAUACUUCGCAGUUAUCACUGAGAUCUCUGUUUUCAAUAAUGAGCGAGGAUGAUCUCCGGGUGAGGGCACAGUCCACCGCCGGGUUUGGCGACUCCGACCAGCUGCGAGCGUUUAUUGUUCUCUGUGCAUUGGAGCAAUUUGGACAAAUAAGACAUUGUUGCACUUCCAUGAGUUAA
Molecule: messenger RNA, 1422 nt
Organism: Aspergillus versicolor CBS 583.65
Lineage: Eukaryota; Fungi; Ascomycota; Eurotiomycetes; Eurotiales; Aspergillaceae
Product: Zn(II)2Cys6 transcription factor domain-containing protein
Exons: 3
Coding region: 1-1422 (473 amino acids)
Biological process (GO): regulation of DNA-templated transcription
Molecular function (GO): DNA-binding transcription factor activity, RNA polymerase II-specific; zinc ion binding
Source: RefSeq, a predicted model, not a curated record